Cercospora beticola is the source of this 1050-nucleotide messenger RNA. RefSeq lists its product as uncharacterized. The record is from RefSeq and is a predicted model, not a curated record. NCBI's taxonomy places the organism in Eukaryota, Fungi, Ascomycota, Dothideomycetes, Mycosphaerellales, Mycosphaerellaceae.
AUGAUCAUACCAACCACCUUCCUUGUCGCCAUCUCUGGCGUUGCGGCCUAUGCUGGUGCGCCAUACGAUUUUACUCCAGAUAAUGCCGCUCAGCCGCUGGAUGCUGGCAUUCCCCUUUCCACCAAUUGGACGGCCCUACAGAACGUGCAAGGCAAUUCCUUUUGGUCGAGCAGCUUUGUCACAGCAACGAACGACCGCCAGUACUUGAUUCUCUCCCACUACCUGACCGUCGCCAACUUUUCGGGACUAUGGAGCGGAUCAAUCCUGGAUAUUGGCAAUCCCUCGGAGUACGUGACGCAUUCUCAGGCUGUGACCGACACACCCUUCAUCACAUCUCCGAAUGGUCGCUUCGAUGUCGAAUACAGCAACUUCACCUACCAGGCCUUGUCAGACGACAGCAUCAGUGUUCUCCAGACGACAUCGAUUACCGAAGCGUACACCUACAACAUCACACACACCACCAGCUCUGAAACCCUGUUGAACUGGGGUGGCAAUCCAUGGCAAUGGGGCAAUGAUCCAACUACCCAAUGGAGUUCUCCUCGCAAUCGCGUCGAGGGCACUUUCAGCCUUAACGACGGCGAGACUCUGACAAUCGACCCUGAACGCUCUUUCACCUGGUACGAUCGCCAAAUCGUAAACAGUACAAUUGUCGGCCUCUGGACCUGGUUCGAACUGCACUUCCCGCAAGACGAGAUCUAUGCUAGCAUCUGGUCCAUUGAACUUCCAAACAACGAGACAGAACGGUUUGCCACUAUCAAGACGCCGUAUGGAACACAUCUCACACCUUAUACCCUGGUUGAGGAUGAAGAAUCCCGAUGGACUUCGGAGAAGACUGGCAAAUCGUACUACAGUAACUGGGUGCUUGAGUUUCCGUCGGGCGACUCGCUGUCGGUGAGACAACCUGCUCUUGGACAGGAAAUGCACCUCGUGAGUCCUACGAUCAAUCGCACGGAGAUUGAAGCGUUCGUCGUUGUUGAACAGGCCACUUUGCUGGGUCAGGAGCUAUCUGGCGGCUGGGGUCUCGUUGAGAUUGCCGCUGAGGAGACGUGA